AUGGUGAGAAUUGUGUUUCAAAAAGGUUUCAAAAAAAAAACAGUGUGAGUGCCUACAGUUUGGUUGGAUUCACGAAAGUUUUCGGCAAUUGGUGACGAGAAAGUAUGGCAAGGAUAUUUGGGAGAAGAUUGUGUAAGUUGCAAACUUUCGUCCUCUAUGGUGCCAUUCAUUUCCCAUCCGUUUUCAGCCACAUGGCCAAGUUCGAGUUGGGAACGGAAAACGAAAUUGCGCACUAUUACAACGACGAUGAGACUUUGCGAAUUGUGAAUGCAAUGGCGAAUGUUAUUGGUAUUCUGGGGCUUUGAGGGGGUUUUUUUUUGUUUCUAAACACGUUUAUGAUAAUUAGGAAUUCCAAUCGAAGAAAUCUGGGAGGCUUACGGCGGCUUCUUGAUCCAAUUCACGAUGGAGACCGGUUGGGACGAGUUGCUGAGAGCAAUGGCGCCGGAUUUGGAGGUGUGCCGCGCCCAAAGUACACGCAAAAAAAAACUAAAGCUCUGAUACCUCUCAGGGCUUUCUGGAUUCGCUGGAUUCUCUUCACUAUUUCAUCGAUCACGUCGUCUACAAGACCAAACUUCGCGGUCCGUCUUUUCGGUGCGAUGUCCAGGCGGACGGCACACUUUUGCUGCACUACUACUCGAAACGCAGCGGGCUGUAUCCGAUCGUCAAAGGUACCAAAGUGGCGCCGAGAACGCAUUCCGAUGCAUGCAUUGCAUUGCAGGCGUCGUGAGAGAGGUGGCGCGUCGAAUUUACGACACGGAAGUGGUGAUGAAGGUGCAAGAGCGCAAACAGGAGCAUUUGGACGCCUUCGUCACCGAGCACGUCGUUUUUGUGAUCACGCAGAUCGAGAAUGCGAACAGUGUGCAGAAGGCGAUCUCGUCAAAGUCCGACUCGCAGAUCGAUUUGACCACGGUGAGGGAUUGGUGGCCUACACGGCGACCAAAAGCGUAGAAAGGGGCGUGGGGCCUAGCGUGCACCGUUUUGGCGCGAAAUUCGAAAUUUAACCGCAUUUUUCAUGUUUUUUGUCAAAAAUUACCCUAAUUUUGUACUAUUUAACUGCAUAACUUUGUUAAACUAAUCAUCGCGCACUUUAUGAGCUUAAAACGAGAAGGUUUCAUUCAGAGAAUGAAUCAAUUGAAUCGAUUUUCAAUUUUUGUGCUGAAAAUGCGAGAAUUUCAGUCAUUCCACGGUCUCCCAGGGGGCGCUAAUGCUAAACACAGUGCGCUCAUAAAUUGCGGAGUGUCGUUGUAACUUUUGAAAAUUUGCAGGUCUAAAAAUGGAGUUCAAUUCGAGUUUACGACCUUUAUUUCUAUCUUUUUGACUUGAAAAACGUCUAGAAAACAAUAUUUUACUGAUUGGAAACCGUUCUUUACACAAUUUAGAGUUUUUCAUGUUUUUCGCAUUUCGUCAAAACUUCAAACCUUUAUAUUUCAGCUCAUUUUGCAUUUCAUGAGCCCAACGAACGAUAAAAAUGUUCGCUGAAUCUUUCUUCACAAAAUUCAGGUUCCGGCGGUUGGUUUUAUUGAGCAAUUUUCAAAAAUUAUUCGAAAAACAUCAAAAUCCAGGCCAAAACCUUCAAAUCGAAAUAACUCGGCUAAUUCUCAACGAUAUGGAAAGAAUGCAAACUCCCGUUGAAAAUUAAUUAAUCGGCCGCCGCGUAAAUCGACACAGCCCGUCUGUUGCAAGUGCGCCCCAUUGAAAUCAUUCGCGCCGUGGGAGACCGUGCAUUCUCCGAUACUUUUUGCCGUUUGAACGCUUAAAAUACUUGUAUUAACGUGCUUUAUCACUUCCGACACUCACUUCGUCUCAAAACUAUCCAGAUGGACCGGUAUGAAAAUUCCGAAAUUGCGGCGGAGAGCGUAUUGCGAAAUAUGCCAAAAACGUCUCAAACGCGGCGUUUUCACGAAAAUUUCGAUAUUUUCUCUCUUUCUUUGUCUUCUUUCGUCGAUAUCAAACACAAAAAUAGCGGAAAAGUGUGCUGGAAUUGCGGCAAUUUUCAGAAAACGCGUCUCAGAUUAGGCCACGCCCCUUUCUACACUAUUGGUCGUCGUGGCCUAGGAGAAAGUCAGGUCACCCAGCUCUUCCUUCUCGAACUGUGUCUGGCAUAGAAGACAAAAGUUAUGCAGAGCUGGUAGAAGAGGAAAAGCUAGGCCAAGAUGGGAGCUGGCCAAAGUUUCACAUUGAGAGUGUCAUAGUUUAGGGAAUCUACGAGAUCUCGUCCUCGGAUUUCGCCAUCGCUUUUCCGUAUCACAUCUGCUUCGACCCGGACCUCUUUCUGGAGCAUUUUGGCAAUUUCAUAAAGGUCUCUCACACUCCUCCUACUAUUCCUCCAUCUUUUUCCAAUGUCUUGCAGAAAACCUUUCCAAACGCGUGCCGUCAAGAGACUCGAGUGACAGAUUUGCUUGAAUUGGUGCAUCCGGAAGUGCCAUUCUCCUACGAAUCCAUUAAAUACUACAAGAAUUCGUUGUUUGUCUUUCGGCUGAAAGUAGGUGACGGUGGCCGUGGCCGUGGCCGAGAAAACGCAAACUCUUCCAGGGCGUCGGCGAUAUUGUCCAUGAGAGUGCGGCGGACGACGCGAAAAGUGUACUUCUCAAAGGAUCGAUGGUGUUCAUCGACGAGGGAAAGUACAUUUUGUACAUGUGCUCCGUCAACGUCACUACAGUAAUCGGGGGAAAAAAUUCCAGAUGCUUCUACUUGUACAGUAAUCGUUCUAGGUCCGUGAGUUGAUCGAACGCAACCUUCAUCUGUCGGAUAUGCAACGUCACGACGGUACGCGUGACGUCAUCAUGUUGAAUCAGAGCAGAAUGAGUCAGGUGGAGCUGAAGUGA
Messenger RNA from Caenorhabditis sp. 36 PRJEB53466, 2825 nucleotides. Lineage: Eukaryota; Metazoa; Nematoda; Chromadorea; Rhabditida; Rhabditidae. The record is from the annotation of a GenBank genome assembly.